UGACAUUCCAAUAACACGUGAUAGGGUUCAAAGCCGUAUCGAUUUUGUUCCUGGUCACAAGCUAUACCAAGAAAUCUUCAUCACUGAAGAAAAUCUUGAUUCUCAAAGCUAUUGGACGUGCUCAAUGGGAAAAUCGGGACCAGUCCAUCACGUGUCUUCCGCAGAGACCGCUUCUGCUUCAUCGCUCGUCUGAAUCGCGUGUUCCGUUUGGCUUCUUUGUGGUUUCACCUGACACUCUUUUAUCAAUUUAAGCUUCCACAAUGCUUGAAUUCCCAGUAACCAGGUCUUCCAGACCCAAUCGCCCUCCUAAGCUGCGAAUCUCUCUUGUCAAACAUUGGAGAGUUUCCCGGUUUUGACUCCUCCGAAAAAACACAAUUGGACUCUCUCAGAUCUGUGAGAAACUAUGUUGUGCGAGAUAAGAUGCGAGGAACUCGGGCACUGUCCAAAAGUAAGCAUUGGCAAGACAUGACACAAUAGAGUUCACCGUUCUGAGGUUCCCAUCACUACCCAACACCAUGCGUCUGAGAACAUCCACUUCCGAAACCAUGUGGCACUCAGCGACACACAAAACCGCCUUGUUUUCCUCCACAUUGUUAAAAGUCGAUAAUCGAUACCGAUAGAUUUAUGGCCGAGCAUCUUCCUCCCUGAUUCUACUGUCUCUUCUCGGCAGGACCGUCGGAUAACAACAAAUCGACAUCAGAUCGACAUCGAUAUCAAGAUCGAGCUUGGCAUCGGGAUCGACGUCGAGCUUGCACGGUCUUGCUGAACGUUAUUUAGAUGUCCAGCUCUUUGGGAGCCCCACCACCGCCUGGUGUUAUUUCCAAUCUAGAAAAUCCGACCGAUGUUCUCAGAACGAUAUCGCUGUUGACGAAUGGGCUGGUUUUGAGGUGUUCUACUCUGGUGACCCUUGGUCGCUUUUAUGUUCGCUUCUGGAUUACUGGAGCAGUGUUCAUAGAGGACUGGUUUUGUUUCGCAUCGUGGAUCUUGACCGCUGGGAACUGUAUCAUUGGUCUUCUAAGCAACAUUUUAGGGGGAGGUGGGCUCCAUGCGUGGGACAUCUCUGCGGCUUCUAUGGUCGGGUAUCAAAAGUUUCAAUAUGCCGCAACGAUCAUCUAUGGACCAUGUGUAUGGAGCAUCAAAGUCACCCUGCUCUUGAUCCUUGUUAGGGUCUUCACGCCAUUCCGCAGGAUCAUCACUGCGGUCUGGUCGUUCAUCUUCGUGAUGCUGUUGUACUACAUAAUAGUCACAAUCGUGAAGAUAAACGUUUGCAAUCCAAUCAGGGCAGCUUGGGAUCCGACUGUGCCCGGAAAAUGUCUCAACGACUACCUGCUAUUCUCCAUCGACACUUCUCUGAGUAUUUUAACAGAUCUCAUCGUUUUGCUUCUCCCGAUCCCACUUGUCUGGUCUUUAAAAGUCACAGCCAAGAAGAAACUACGCACCAUCGCCCUCCUCGGCACCGGCGGCGUCGCAACAGCAUGCAGUAUCGCCCGCCUGGUCCUCGUCCUCAGACUCGACAACUCCCCCCACCAACUCGGCGACCAAACAGUCUCACUCCAACGAAUCAACCUACUCGUCACGGCCGAAAUCGGCAUCGGCAUAAUCUGCGCCUGCCUCCCCGCCUUCAGCAUAUUCUUCUUCACCCCAGGGGGCGACCGCAGCCGCCGCGGUGGCGGGCGGCACCAUCCACGGUACAUCGACAAAUCGAUGAAACUGAGCAACCUGAGCGGAUUCACCGGGGGAAGCAAAUCGAAAGGAACGAGUGGGACAGGGGAGAGUAGGGCGAGGGAGAGCUAUGUGGAGAUCGGGACGCCGCAGGAUCUGGGGGAUUUGAUUAGCCCGCCGCCGGAGGCGAUGAGGAGGGGGAGUUGGCCGCUCAGGACGAGUGGGAGGGUGGAGAGUUAUUUUGAGAUAAGAGCUUUGGGGGAGGUGUGAGUGUAAUUAGUAUGGUAAUGGUAACGUUUAAAAUUGUGUUUGGAGACUUUUUCAUGUCGGGUCUAAAGGGUGGUUGGUGUGGAAGUUCUUUUGUUGACGAUUAGCGACUUGGGCGAGCCGAGGUGUGCUGUUACUAAUUGAUCACUGGCUAGGCACGAAGCAUUGAACCGCUGACGAGAUUUUGCGUGGCGACAUGAAACAGUUGGAUUCUAAUCGUAUCCGUGUGGAUAAGUUCAUUAAUAUUUUGUUGCGGCCAGGUGCACUUGGUAUUUUGAAGCGCUCACUUGCUGGUGAGGGGAAAGAGCUUGGUUG
This is a messenger RNA of Cadophora gregata, 2244 nucleotides long. RefSeq lists its product as uncharacterized. NCBI's taxonomy places the organism in Eukaryota, Fungi, Ascomycota, Leotiomycetes, Helotiales, Ploettnerulaceae. The record is from RefSeq and is a predicted model, not a curated record. The transcript is spliced from 8 exons. The coding region runs from base 778 to 1932 and encodes 384 amino acids.